Messenger RNA from Diabrotica balteata, 3121 nucleotides. The record is from the annotation of a GenBank genome assembly. NCBI's taxonomy places the organism in Eukaryota, Metazoa, Arthropoda, Insecta, Coleoptera, Chrysomelidae.
AUUAUUGUUUAUUUUUAAUUCAAUGCACAUUAACACACUAUGCAUUAGAGUUGCAUCUAUGAUUCAUAACAUGAAAUUUGUUAGUCAUUUAGAGAUAAUGUGGUAGAUAAGAUUUGUACAUUAUGAAAAAGUGAGGAAAUUAAAAAAUGUUACUCCAGAUAUAAUUAAACAAUCAUAUAUUGUUGAUUAUUAUUUUCAGCAAAAGGCAUUGAAUAACAUGGGUGAUCAAUCUACAGAUCAACAUCUACAAAUGACAAAAAGCAAAUCUGUUCAUAUAAUUCAAAAUUAUCUUUUACGAGGACCAGAAAGUGUACCACCACCACCAUCACCACCAAUUGAACCAAAUGGGCUACCGUUUCCUCUUCCAGUUUAUAAAAAGCCAGGGACAGCAUCAACUUCCUCCCGUCAUAUUAACAAUGAUUGUGCAGGUCAUACGAACAGUACAACACCUGAUCUAACCGACAACUCUUCUAAGAAUAUAACUAAGCAAAGUUUCUCAAGCAAAAGAUUUCCCGAAGACCCAAACAGAACUGUAGCAACGUCCCAACCACGACCUCAAAAGAAAAAAGGAGACGACAAUACAACAAAUAUAAGGGAUACUACUACGAGUAAUCAGAAUAACGGGAACCAAAAUAAGUCAACACCAUCAACAUCACGUACAAACGGUACGAACGGUACAACGUCUGAUCCAUCCGCCAACUCUUCUAAGACUAUAACUAAGGAAAAUUCCUCAAGUAAAGGAUUGCCCGAAGACCAAAACACAACUGAAGCAACGUCCCAACCACGACCUCAAAAGAAAAAAGGAGACGACAAUACAACAAAUAUAAGAGAUACUACUACGAGUAAUCAGAAUAACGGGAACCAAAAUAAGUCAACACCAUCAACAUCAUGUACAAACGGUACGAACGGUACAACGUCUGAUCCAUCUGCCAACUCUUGUAAGAGUAUAACUAAGGAAAAUUCCUCAAGUAAAGGAUUGCCCGAAGACCAAAACAGAACUGAAGCCACGUCCCAACCAUCACCUAAAAAGAAAAAAGUGGCCAGUAAAAAAAAUACCAAAAAUAAUACCAUGUGUAAUCAGAAUGACGAGAACCAAAAGGAACCAACGUCGUCAACAUCACUUACAAAAACUCCAAAAAAGGACGAAAACAAAAUGAACGAGGACUAUUUAAAGAUGAUGAACGAUGUAUUUCACACAGUUUUGCAUAACCAGAAUCUUGUUCAUGUUAUUGACGACAAAGCAAUCGAGCUGUCAAAUAUUUUACAAUCUGCAAAUAAAGAAUAUCAGUACAUUUGUUACAAAUUAUAUACCAGAAUGGUCGCGUGGCACAAUAUUUUCAAAAUCUGUAAGGAUUAUAUGCCCAAUUUGACAGAUGAAAAUGUUAUUAAGAUUUUCAAUUUUUUAAAGGAAAAUAAAUUUGUUGAUACAGAUUAUAAACAAGAUAGUGUGGAAUCACUGCUAAAACAACUGCCUACAAAAGAUGUUAAAAAUAUUUGUUUAAACCUCAAAAUUAAAGCCGACUCUACCAAAUAUAAGAUGAUAGAAACUUUAUUAAAUAGGUGUAAACGGCAGCCUACUAUUUGCGGUAUUAAGUCUACGAGUAAUAUUAUCUUAGAAGAAAUAACCAAGAAGAUGGGGAAUGCUAUAAGGAUUAACGACUCGUUUAAAAAACAUAUUAAUCACGUUUACCUAUUAGCAACAUUCACUAAUACAAGAUUUCAAAAUAUUGAAGAUUUCCUACAAAGGGAUUUAAAAUGCGAUUUUCCAGCUUUCUUACCUGAAAACUAUAAAGUUUUUAGUGGUAGAGAAGAAUUUCUGAGGUAUGCAGAAGCAUGUGAGCUCAAAAAAACUGUAGAAGCGAUUAAAAAUAAUGAUACUUUAGUACUACAAGAAAUUGGCAAGAAAGUUCAUGAAACUUUAACGACUUUGAAACGAACUAACGACGAAAUAUAUCUCAACGCACCACAUCUAAAACGUUUUACUGCCGAGUCAGUAUACUGUGGAAUUUUAACCAAUAUUUGUGAAACAUUAAAAACCAAAUACGCCGACAAGGUCCAAGAAUUUUUAGAAUAUCUGAUCGAAAAUUUUCCACGUUCACACAGAAUCGGUACUUGGUAUAUGAUUUUGUGUGACAUAUUUAUUUCCCGCAAUUUGUCAAAAGAAGCUGUGAAUACUAUUAUAACAGCACUCAGUACUAAAAAAGAAUAUAUUUUGGAGUAUCAGAUUUAUGAAUUUGCACAUAAGGCGCAACGGCUAAAGAACCGUAAAAACAUUGAUCAAUAUUGUCAUGAUCAACUUGUGGGAUUAUUAGUUGCUCCUAUUCAUUUAGAACACUUUCCCCAAGAUGUUGUAGAUGCCAAAGCAAUUAGGAGAGACAAAUCUGGGAGAAAACGGCUCUAUGAGGUACACAAUUCAGAUAGUAGUAAAACAUAUAACACUGUAGAACAAGUUGCACAAGACUAUUAUGUUGAAACAUGUGGUUAUACCAAUGGCAUACAUUGCGAGGACAUGAUUAUAAUGAAAUCGUUCACGCUUUUCUUCUGGGAAAUCAUUUAUAGCCAAAAUCCGAUUAUCCCGGGUACUUUUGUAUCUAAAUAUCAAGAAGUCCCCCUUGAUAUGUAUACCACUGAUUUCUACAAAAAUCGGAAAGAACUAAUUGACAAAAGAUUGAAGGAUAUAGCUGAAGGUUGGUCAUAUGAAGAAACUAUUGAAAAAGCUACAGAGUACUGGAAUAAAUAUUCACAAAUAUCAGGAUUGUGUGGUCUAAUAUGUGAGACUCUAGAUAUCGAAUUCCUUAAUAUAAUUGUGGAUUGUAUCGGAAGAAAAAUACUCUCUAAAAUUUAUGAAAGGCUGGUUAAAGAUAUAGAUCAGUACCAAAGUGGAAUGCCAGAUUUGAUUUUAUGGAAUGUAGACGAAAAAAAGGCCAAAUUUGUUGAGGUUAAAGGGAAAAAUGAAAGACUCUCGAUGAAGCAGCAAUUGUGGUUGAAGUAUUUACUGGAGAUCGGAGCAAACGUAGCAGUUUGUCACGUACACUGUAGAGGAUCUAAGAGAAAAUUGGACGAUAACUAAAUGACCACUAACGAACCGACCAAUAACACCACCGACAUAAUCAUUAUAUAA